Messenger RNA from Boleophthalmus pectinirostris (great blue-spotted mudskipper), 832 nucleotides. Its product is annotated as ribonuclease 3-like. NCBI's taxonomy places the organism in Eukaryota, Metazoa, Chordata, Actinopteri, Gobiiformes, Gobiidae. The transcript has 4 exons. The record is from RefSeq and is a predicted model, not a curated record. The coding region runs from base 33 to 803 and encodes 256 amino acids.
UGUUGAAAAACGAGGUGGCAGACGUUUGGGUUAUGUUGGGGAUCUGCUGCAGAAGCAUGGCUGUACAACUGAUGUCGAGUGUACUUCUCAUUGCUUUGCUGACAGGGGGUGUCUCCUGUGUUCCUCUUGGCUUGCACAAACCUUAUACACAGGGUAGCGGUCCUGCUCCAGUGUGGUCAAAUGUUCGAGAAGGAGUGUAUGGAAUGCCCCAGUCUCAGACGCAGAGACCCGAACCUUCACAGAAUCCUCCACCUGCUCCGAGUCAACCUGCUGACCCUGGUUACAUGGCUGAAGAUCCAUUAAGCAGUCUGCAGCCACAAGGUGGAAUUGUUGGCCCAUUCCCGCCUAUGCCUCCCCCUCUCCCUCUCCCCCAACAGUUUCAGGCUGGAGAACUGUAUCAAAUCGAAGGAACUCAUGACUUUGGAAAUUUCCUGAGGGAGUCAAUUGAGCACAACCUAGCUGUGGCUCCCCCUGAUGGUGGUCCUCUCGGCGGCCCAAUGCCAUACGAUAGUCUAAAUAGUCAAUAUGGUCCUACUGGAGGUUUUAUCGGCAGCUGGAGCAUCAUUCCAUAUGAUUACGAAUUCUUGACUGGUCAGUACCCCAAAGGAACACUUAGUUACCAGAGCAGCAGCUUUGAGCAUGGAGGAAAUCACUACAAUGAUGUUCACUACUCAAACGUCCCUGGUCUUGGCUCAGUCCGGUACCCAGUGUUUCCAAACCUUAUGUGGUUCACGUCUGGCAACAGGCGUGAAUCACCGCCGACUCGUGAAGCACGAAGAGCCAUUUCUACUGUGUAUUCUUAGUAUUUCAUAAUUAAAGCUUGUGACCCUGA